AUGCGUUCCUCUAUUCAUCGUGGCCUGCUGCUAGCCAGCCUCACAGCACCUGUUGUGUCUGCUGAGCGAGUACUGGGUGCUUAUAUUUAUGCUCGUCAUGGUGACAGGACGGCGAAGAUUCUUGGCAAUACUCAACUGACUGACCUGGGUUACUAUGAGGUCUUCGCUGCUGGUUCCGUGUAUCAUGACCUCUAUGUCGACUCAAGCUCCGAUAAGCAGAUUGAGGGCAUCAGCGAUCCUAUUGUGAGCGCGAAGCAGGUCAAUGCUAGUGCUCCCUCGGACGCAGUGCUGCAGAACUCGGCCACGGGCUUCCUGCAGGGUGUAUAUCCUCCUGCCUCGAAGUUGGCUAACACCACCCUUGGCAACGGUACCGUGGUCGACUCGCCGCUGAAUGGCUACCAGCUCAUCCAGCUGCAGACUACUGCCACGAGCUCCAAUAGCGAAGACUCCAGCUGGUUGCAAGGCUCCACUGACUGCUCCAAAGCAACUGUCAGCAGCAACAACUACUAUAGUACUGAUUCUUACAAUGAUCUACUCAAUUCGACCGCGAGCUUCUACAAGUCGCUCUCUCCCGUCCUGAACAGAACUUUCUCGUCGUCUGACAUGAGCUUCGAGAAUGCCUAUACUAUCUUCGAUUAUUUGAACGUGGGCUACAUCCACAACUCGUCCGCGACCUUCCCCGGCAAGUCGGAGUACAUGACUGAUGCCAACCGAGUGCAACUGAAUUCGCUGGCUGGUAUCCACGAGUGGAAUCUGGCAUACAACGCCUCCGACCCAGUCCGCGCCAUCGCCGGUGCCGUUAUCCUCGGCCAGAUCAUGUCCAGUUUCGAUGAGAUCAUCGACACAAAGGGUGCCAAGUCCAUUCUGAACGUCCAAUUUGGUUCAUACGGAACCAUCAUGUCCUUCUUCGGUCUGAUGCAGAUGCCUGCUGCCUCCGCCGACUUCUAUGGCAUUCCCGACUAUGCUUCGUCCAUGGUCUUCGAGCUCGUUACGAAUGCCACUGGAAGCGACUUCCCCUCGAGCGACGAGAUCAGCGUGCGCUUCGCAUUCCACAACGGCACCAUGACCGGCGGGGCAACACCCACUGUCUACCCUAUGUUUGGUCAAUCCAACGAUCUUCUCUCCUACUCUGAAUUUACCUCCCAGAUGGAGAAAGUGGCCGUCACGUCCACCACCCAAUGGUGCGAUAUGUGCGGUAACACCGACGGCAGCUGUGCUUCCUCGACCUCCUCCAGCUCUACUGCCAGCUCAUCGAGCACCGACGGAUCUAGUGGAAUUUCUCGACCCGUGGCCGGUGUCAUUGGUGCCAUGGUGACUCUUGCUGUUAUCCUUGGGUUACAGGCUCUGUUCUUCCUGGUCGGUGGGUUCCGCAUUGCUAAACGGAACAGGGGUGGCCCUGAAAUGGUUACCGCAUCUAGCAUGGAGGCGGACAAGAGGUCCUAA
This is a messenger RNA of Penicillium odoratum, 1443 nucleotides long. RefSeq lists its product as uncharacterized. The transcript has a single exon. The record is from RefSeq and is a predicted model, not a curated record. Gene Ontology annotation, biological process: dephosphorylation. Gene Ontology annotation, molecular function: phosphatase activity. Lineage: Eukaryota; Fungi; Ascomycota; Eurotiomycetes; Eurotiales; Aspergillaceae. Bases 1 to 1443 code for a protein of 480 amino acids.